Gryllus bimaculatus (two-spotted cricket) is the source of this 3835-nucleotide messenger RNA. The record is from the annotation of a GenBank genome assembly. NCBI's taxonomy places the organism in Eukaryota, Metazoa, Arthropoda, Insecta, Orthoptera, Gryllidae.
CAGCUCGGCCUCGCACGGAGCCAAGAUGGAGGCGGCGCUGCGCCAUAUGCUGGCCCUGCUGCUCGCGCUGCCGCUCUGGCCCUGCGGCGCGGCCGCCUACAAAGUGGACAAGUACUCGCUGCUCAUGCCCAACGUGCGCCCCAACAGGCCUGAAUUGUACUUAUGCACGCCCAUAAAGGUGGAUCCAAGUAAACCGUACUACAUUGUUGGGUUUGAACCAAAUGCUACUAUGUCCACUGCACAUCAUAUGUUGCUCUAUGGAUGUAAAUUCCCAGAGAUGGCAGAACAUGAUGAUUAUUUGGAGACGUCAAAUCCCUGUGGAGAAGGAUCUCAAAUCAUUUAUGCGUGGGCACGCGAUGCUCCGAAACUCGAGCUACCGGAAGGAGUUGGUUUCAUGGUUGGUGGCAAGUCUCCCAUCCAAUAUUUAGUACUUCAAGUACAUUAUGCGCACAUAGAAAAAUUUAAAGAUGGCAGUACUGAUAAUUCAGGAAUAUUUCUUCAUUACACUGAAAGACCAUUAAACAAAUUGGCUGGUGUGAUUCUCCUUGGAACUGCAGGGGAGAUUCCUCCUAGAGCAGAGGAACACAUGGAGACCUCUUGCAAAAUUACAGAAAGGAAGAAAAUUUAUCCAUUUGCAUAUCGAACUCAUACGCAUAGUUUAGGAAAAAUUGUUUCCGGGUACAGAGUGCGUAAAGGUGAAAAUGGAAAAGAUAACUGGGUUCUUCUUGGCAAAAGAAACCCUUUGACUCCUCAAAUGUUCUAUCCUGUUUUUAACAAAGAACCCAUUGUGUAUGGAGAUAGACUGGCUGCACGUUGCACUAUGAAAAGCACAAGAGAUCGAUAUACUGAAAUUGGUCCCACAAACAAUGAUGAAAUGUGCAAUUUCUAUUUGAUGUAUUGGGUUGAAAAUGAUACACCUCUCAAGAAAAAAUAUUGCUUUAGUUUGGGACCACCAAACUACUACUGGGAAACUGCUCAUGAAUUCAAUUACAUUCCUGAUGAAGAAGCAAGCUCUUUGAAUGCAUAAAAAAUGUACUUAAACUACUUGAAAUAAAGUGAUACAUUUUGCUCUUUUUGGUUAAAAGAUGUAACAUAUUUGACCACAAAGGUACAGACUACAGAGCAUUAUUGACGAGCAAAUAUUGGAAAACUAUAAAAUAUAGACGGGCAGAAUAAAGGAUAUGCUUCCAUGUAAAGUACGGGUAUGGAGCAACUGGAAUGUUAUUUAGAAGAUAAGUUGCAUUCAUAUUUCAAAUAUAGUUUGUUGAGGAAGUAAAUGUCUGUUGAUUUUAGGCCUAGCAAUUCACUGAAAAGUGGCAGUGUUUCAUGUAAUUGUUGGUACUGCAGGGCAGUGCUGACAUCAGUGGCGGAUUUAGUCUGAGUUUCUUGUGUUACAGGAUCGGUAGCAGCUAUCAUUUUAAUUAAAUUCAGAAGCAAAAAAAAAGUGUUCACAUUUAACAAUCAGUUACAUCAAUAGUCCAGAGUUAUGUAAUGUUUCUUAAAUAGGAAAUCAAAGUAUCCAUUAGUUUACCUCAAACCUUUUUCUAUCCUAAUGAUAGAUAUUCUGCAGCAACUCCUCGUAACAUCUAGUACCUCGCAGAGGGGUGUGAGAGAGUGUCUGCUUUUUAGUUUCUGAAACAUUUUGGGGCAGCUCACAGUUCAGAGGUCCUGUACCGCUUCCUAGGCCCACUACACCUGUCUCUGAUGAAAGCUAAGUAUUUUUUAGAGAGCUCAUGGCACAAUGACAAAUAGUAUUUAUUUUAAUAUUAUUUAUAUCACAAUUAUGCAUGAGUUUACACUGAUUCUUCUAUAUUUUUUGAUUGCACAAGGAAAGAUUAAGAGUCUACAAUAAACACUAUUGUAAAUGAACUCUUUUAACCAAGAUGAAAUGUGGUUAAAUCUUAUAUUAAGAAUAUACCACAAUGUGGAUAGCAAUGUACAGAUUUGCCAACAUGGCAAUUCUUAGCAUAUCCUUUUACAUAUUUCAGUAUAUAUUCCCAUGUUUUCAGAACUGUUAAGACUUAUUUUGUAACAAAAGUAUAAUGUACAGAUAUUUCUUUCUGGAAUUAUGUUUAUUUGGUUGUACAUUGAAAAACACAGACUGAUGUAGUAUCUUUGAUUUUUUAUUCUUAUUUUCACACAAGUCAUUUUAUAGAGCAGCAUAUCUGGUUCUAAUACUUGUAAUUAAAUUUAUAAAUUCAGUACAGUAACAAUUUUCUCUUUGUCUUGAAUAAAUGUUAAAAAUAAAUAUCAGAUAAAAGAAACAACAACAAUAACUAAGUAGAAUAUACAUAAAGAGAAUAUUCUGUCAGAAAUAUAAUUAUAUGUACACAGGAGAUAAUAUAACUUUCUAAAAAAAAGCUUUCCAAAGAAGAACUUUUAUGAAAAUGUACAAAUAAAUGUCUGCAAAAUCUGAUUGUACUUAGAGGAAGGUUGUGAGCUUAAGUCAUUGAUUUAAUGGAAUGCUUUAAUUUAAUGAAACUUAAUUUAUUGUAAAUGAAUCUUGAAUGUAAUACCGAACAUUCAAAAUCCAUGUAUAAAAAUAAAACACUAUUUUCAUGAUAUUUACAACAUAAAAUUAAAUAUUGAGAGUUAUGCAGAAUUUCCUGCCAAAUUAUAGAUUGUGUAUUAUUCCAUUAGACAUGGUACCAUGCAUUCAGUAAGAAGAAUUAAUCUUCACAAGAAACUGGGUCCAGUUGGUACCGGUAUUACUAUUCCUAUUGUAACAUCAAAGUUUGUAAGGCUGUGGUGAGUUAGAUCCAUUUAUGUAGUAUUUAGAAUCGGUGUAUGUUCUGCAAUACAUGGAUGAUCGUGAAAUGUGCUAAUACUUUCCAUUCAUGUUCAGCAUCAAGAAAAUCAAUAGAAAUACAUUUGACCUAAUCUUUGUCAAUUACAUUAGUAGAUCCAUAAUAUAACUUUGUACAGAUUUUUCCAUUUCCUGUUGUAGAGUUACUAUUUUCAUAAAAUUAUGAUUAAUCUUUAACAACAAUGGCAAUUGUGAGUUUCAAUUUUCACAACUAUAACUUCUGUAAUAAAUAAAUACAGAAUAUUUAUUUACAAUACUUAGUUUUCAAAUUGUAUCAUUUAAUAGAUGUUUGAUACAAAAUUGUAUUUAUGCCAUUUCAUUUAUUCUUGUGACUUAAACGUGAUAUCAAUAUAUUUUUUCUCCUUUUUCAAAUAUUUUAGCUCAAUCACCAAAAACAGUUUCUUCACCAAGCCAUUGAAAGCUGGUGGUCUUCAACCCAAAAAAAUGUACAUCAUAGCCAGUUCUAUUUGAAAAGAAAUGUUUAUCAAUAAUUCAUUACAUUUUUUUUAUUUCCAAUUUGAUUGCAAGAUAAUUAAUUGUACUCUGCUCAAUUCUACCCCAAAAUAAAUGCUACGAAUGCACUAAUUAUAUACAACAUUUUAUAGAAAUUGCGUUUGACAUCUUCCAAAAACAAUAUUGCUUCUAUAAUAAACUUGCUGAAAAUAUUUCACGUGGUAUAAAAUUCUCAACAAACAUUUGAAUGAACUUGCCAUUUACUUCACAGUUGUCAAUACUCUGAUAUUCAUUAUUAGUUUAUUUAUAUCAUUCCUUUUACUGAUUCAUGCAUGGUUUCCAAAAUUAAAUGGUAUAUACUUAAAAUGUCAGGGCACACUUUUCCCAGGUGUAGUACUUAGUAUACAUUUGCUCAACUCAGUUUGCAUAUAACGAGCAUUGAGCAAUGUUUUCCUACAUCCAUACAUUCCUCAGUCUUUUAGAAAAUAUUUCUCUUUGUGACUACAAUCAAUGAUGUAUUGAAAAAUGUGUAUUUUAUGCUAACAAUAAAUUCAAAAUUAUUUUUUGAAUGUCAAC